This is a messenger RNA of Punica granatum (pomegranate), 999 nucleotides long. The record is from RefSeq and is a predicted model, not a curated record. NCBI's taxonomy places the organism in Eukaryota, Viridiplantae, Streptophyta, Magnoliopsida, Myrtales, Lythraceae.
AUGGAUAGGGAGCAAGAGGAGAUGCAAUUCCUUGGGCUCUUUGGGAUCUACAAGGAGUCCUGCAAGAUCAUCUUCACAUGGAGGAAGAUCUUCACCCAGAUCACUCUUGCCUUAAUCCUCCCUUUAUCUUUCAUCUUCCUAAUCCACAUGGAAGUCUCCGACCUCCUCGUCUCCAAGAUUGGCCUCACCGAGGUCGAGAUGGACGAGACCCGGUUCGGCAGCCCGACCUACAACAAGCUCGCCCAGCUCGCCUCCAAGGAAUGGACCGCUUACUUGAUCUUCGAGGCAGCCUACUUCACGUUCCUCCUCGUCUUCUCCCUCCUCUCGACCUCCGCGGUCGUCUACACCAUUGCGUGCGCCUACACGGGACGUGCCGUCGAUUUCAGGAAAGUUGUGAGUGUGGUCCCUAGGGUCUGGAAGCGGUUGAUGGCCACCUUCUUGUCAAUCUUCAUCGGCCUGCUGUGCUACAACAUGGUGUCGAUCAUAGUAUUGAUCUUUUGGGCAAUCUCCAUCGGGUCCAUGGAUUUCGGGAUCUUCCUGUUAUUUGUUCUUUUGGGAUUAUAUAUUGUUGGAUUCGUGUACAUGACCAUAGUAUGGCAAUUGGCCUGUGUCGUGUCUGUGUUGGAGGAAGAUUGUGGGGUUAAGGCCAUGAUCAAGAGCAGGGAGCUGCUCAGAGGAAAUAUGGGUGUGGCAGUAGUAAUCUUCUUUAAGCUCAACACAGCUCUCGUGCUCAUAGAGUUAGCGUUCGGGAUGCUUGUAAUCGAUGGGGAGUCAUCCAGGUUGGUGAGUAGGAUCGGGUAUGGGAUUCUGUGCUUCCUUCUGCUCGUCACGCUCAUCCUGUUUGGGCUCGUCGUCCAGGCGGUCCUCUACUUCGUCUGCAAGUCAUACCACCAUGAGAACAUCGACAAGUCGGCGCUCUCCGAUCACCUCGAGGUUUAUCUGGGAGAGUAUGUACCUUUGAAAUCCAAGGAUGUCCAACUCGAGCAGUAUCAUGUUUGA